AAAUACUAUCAAAAACUAUGUUUACAAAAAUUUUGGUAAUUGUAAUUUCUCUGAUAAAUAUCAUUGAGAAAGUCGAAUCAAAUGCUGGUUUUCAAUCGUCUCAUCUUUUCGUACCAUCUGUCAAGUAUACCUACGCCACUCCCUUGCAGUAUCCAUCGACUGGUAAUUAUUUUCCUAGCAACACCAAUACGCUGCAAUAUCCAUUAAACAGUGGCUAUUACCCGGUAGUUAGUGGUUCUAUUUCCGGACAGUACCCAGGUGUGAUAUUCCAUCCCAUAUUUGGUCCUAUUCAAGGACAGAUACCUCAACAACCACCUAUAGCUAGUAUACCCACAGCGCCUCAAGGAGAUAUAAUACCUCCAGGAGGUGUUCUUUUGGAUAGUGAUACUGUUUCUGUUGAUGCUGCUUAUUGAUGACAAAG
This is a messenger RNA of Diorhabda sublineata, 421 nucleotides long. RefSeq lists its product as uncharacterized. The coding region runs from base 18 to 413 and encodes 131 amino acids. NCBI's taxonomy places the organism in Eukaryota, Metazoa, Arthropoda, Insecta, Coleoptera, Chrysomelidae. The transcript is spliced from 2 exons. The record is from RefSeq and is a predicted model, not a curated record.